This is a messenger RNA of Parasteatoda tepidariorum (common house spider), 480 nucleotides long. RefSeq lists its product as uncharacterized. The record is from RefSeq and is a predicted model, not a curated record. Gene Ontology annotation, biological process: DNA integration. NCBI's taxonomy places the organism in Eukaryota, Metazoa, Arthropoda, Arachnida, Araneae, Theridiidae. Gene Ontology annotation, molecular function: nucleic acid binding.
AUGGGCAUUGUAGGCCCGUUAUCUUCAUCUGAUGGUUACAGCUACUUAUUAACAAUGAUCGAGAGAUUUUCAAGAUGGCCAGAAGCCAUACCGAUUGCGGACAUGCAAGCCAAAACCAUCUGUCGUGCAAUUUUCCACACUUGGAUAUCUCGAUUCGGAUGCCCUUCAAUAAUUACAACAAAUCAAGGUUCUCAGAUGCGAUCAUCUUUAUAUCGUGAGUUUUCCGGAAUGAAAACUCACCAUGAAAACUCACAGUGGACUGAAGUACUUCCAGUAGUCCUUUUAGGAAUCCGUACUGCAGUAAAGGAGGAUAUCAACGCAUCGUGUGCCGAACUGGUAUACGGAACAACUCUUCAACUUCCAAGCGACAUGAUAGAAACAUCUAUCAUUCCAACAUGUGAUGACAUUUUUGUUGAUCGUCUUAAGGCCUGGUUUCUUAGGAAACGUCGGCGUCAGCUUGAAACGAACGUUUACCUCUGA